Dioscorea cayenensis subsp. rotundata (Guinea yam) is the source of this 1143-nucleotide messenger RNA. RefSeq lists its product as uncharacterized. The transcript has a single exon. Lineage: Eukaryota; Viridiplantae; Streptophyta; Magnoliopsida; Dioscoreales; Dioscoreaceae. Bases 1 to 1143 code for a protein of 380 amino acids. The record is from RefSeq and is a predicted model, not a curated record.
AUGAGAGCUGAUGAUAGCCGGGUUAAUCGCUUCUGUCGUCGUCUUCCUAGUUCCUGGGAUUGGACGGCAAUCCUUACAGAGGGGUAUUUAGGUGGAAUUCUGGUCGCUUGGCAGAAAUCUCUCAGUAAGGUUACUCCAAUUGUCAUUUCUAGGCGGGCUCUGCAUCUCAUUAUCUCUUCGGAUUAUAUGGGUAAUUGUAUUAUUUCUGUUAUUUAUAAUUCUUCUCGUUUCCGUACUCAAUGUUCUUUGUGGAAUGAGUUAUCCAGGAUCGCCUCUAUGUUGGUUCCGUGGCUAAUUAUUGGUGACUUUAACGCCAUUUGUAAUAGGGAUGAGCACAUGGGUGGUUCCUAUUCCUAUUAUGCUCGUAAGGCCCGUCACUUUGUUGAUUUUAUUGAUACUAAUAAUCUCCUCGAUUUGCAUUUCUCUGGUCCCAGGUUUACUUGGUGCAAUAAGCAAUUCGGGACGGCUAGGCGUUGGGCCCGUCUUGAUAGAGGAUUGAUUAAUUUGGAUUGGUCUUCAAAGUGUCAUUCGUAUACUCUUAAGCAUCUUCCUAAGAUUUCUUCUGACCAUGCCCCUCUUUUGCUUAUUAUUAGAUAUAUUAAUAGUUAUACUCGUAGUCCUUUUCAUUUUAAUAAUUAUUGGUUGGAUUAUGUUGGUUGUCAUUUGGCAGUCCGCAGGGCUUGGGAGUUCUCUACUAAUGGUAACCCUCUUCAUUCCUUUACUCAUAUAUUAUCUCAUUCCCGCUCUAACAUUCUAAAUUGGUGUAAAACUGGUCUUACCAAUCUUGAUACUGGCAUUCGUUGCACUGAGAAUAUUAUUUCUACUUUGGAGUUGGCUGACUCUCUUGAUGCAGAAUCCCAGGUUCAUUUAGAGGAGAUGUAUGCUAGAUACUCUGCUCUCGAGAAACAAAACACCAAAAAAUGGGCCCAACGUGCACAUCUGAAUUGGGUUUGUGAUGGAGAUAAUAAUUCCAAAUUCUUUCACAAUGUCACUCGUAUUCGCAAGCAUUUUAACUCCAUAUCCCAGGUACGAGAUCUGUCUGGUAAUUUAAUUUUUGAUUGCACUGGUAUUGAGAAUGCUUUUAUGAAUUUUACUAUCAUCUUUGGUCGAGCUCUUCUUCUGAUUCUUUCUCUAGCAUUCUGA